Molecule: messenger RNA, 573 nt
Organism: Penicillium coprophilum
Lineage: Eukaryota; Fungi; Ascomycota; Eurotiomycetes; Eurotiales; Aspergillaceae
Exons: 2
Coding region: 1-573 (190 amino acids)
Source: RefSeq, a predicted model, not a curated record
AUGUGGGAUACUCUCGAUCUGAACCUCUUUCUUACCCAGCACUGUUAUGAAUGCUCCGGAUUUGCAUGGCGGGAGCAUUCCCAUAACCUUCCACCUUCUGGCGAAUAUCGAGGAAUCGGAGAUUACAAUUUUGGCCAACUCCUAGAAGGUGUCGAUUUCAACUGGUAUGCCGUGUCGGUGACCGAUUACCCAGAAGGAAACUAUCCACACUUCAAGGUCGUCCUGGAAAGUGAAGUGGAUAGGGAUGAUCGGCUGCUUCGCGGAGAAAUCAUGACCAUCGCCGAUAUCAUGACUGCUCGUCUGAAGCCCCAGCUGCCAUUAGAGCAUACCAUUGCCCCAGUAAGGCCUCCAUGGUGGAUUCACAACGCCCCGCUAACCUCUCAAUCGACCCUAGUCUUUUCUUUUAUGGGUCCUCGUCAUGCUCGUGUCCUGGGGGCUGAUCUUGACGGAGAAAUUCUCCACACCCGCGCUUCUAAGCUGUAUGAUUUCACGCAAAAGAACACGGAUGUUGUGCAAUUGCUGACGCGGUAUUGGCUUGGCGGCGCGUGUGGCCGGACUGUGAUGAAAACCUAG